Molecule: messenger RNA, 3402 nt
Organism: Acanthosepion pharaonis
Lineage: Eukaryota; Metazoa; Mollusca; Cephalopoda; Sepiida; Sepiidae
Source: the annotation of a GenBank genome assembly
AUGCACCUUCGUCGAAAGAUACCGACCUCACGUUUUAAUGAGAAUGUUUUUUCUCCCAGACAAGGAGGAUACAGAACUCCGGGACGAUCACAACUUGCUAAUGUUUCGUCAUUAGCUCAGAGCAUGACGUACUCUUUUGCUGGAAGUGGGUCUGCUGAGAGAUAUCAUUCUCUACAAGAUUAUGGUAAUCCAAUGCCUGUAUUGAUCUCGGAGGCUCUUAACAUUACAGAGAAAUUGAUAGAAUAUACAGUUAAAAUCAAUCCGUCCGGUUGGGCAUGGUUAGUUGGAGGCCGUAAGCUGUUCAUAUGGCGAUACAACCAAAGCAGUCAUGAGAAGAGUUCUCGUAUUGUGAAAGAAUUGACUCUUCCCCCAAGUGAUUUAGCCCAUGAUGCAAACCGUGUCUGCGUCAUCCCUAGUCCACGGGAAUCUCAGCAAGCAGCUUGUGUAGCUGUUUCUCCAGAAGGUGUUGUUCGCUAUUGGUCAAGUAUUGCCCAUGAGGCUGCAUUUGUUGAAAUAAGUGCUGAAUUAAAGGGUGAAGAAUGUGCCUGUGUGGUCAAUCUGCAACCAUAUGGAUGUAUCUUAGCAACAACAACCAGUUCUUUUGUUUUGCUCACUCCUGUUGCUGGACAAAAUUCAAUAACUUGUCACAUGAUUAGAGCAUCACAAGGAAUGUUAGCUGGAAUCACACGGAAAAUGUCUUCUUUCAUAUUUGGCUCAUCACCAGCACAAGCAUCGGGUGCGGCACUUCAUGCUUUAGUCGCAAGUGAUGAUGGUUAUGAAUCUGCAGAAGACCGAUUUUUCUAUGUUCUUUCUGGUUCUGUCAUGCAAAAAUGGUCUGUAUCUUCAAGUAAUACAGAAAUGCUGUUGUAUCAAUCCAACGUUCAAAGAUUAUUCCGGACUCAUCUUGCUAAAAAGAUUUGGAAUCAAGAUGUUGCAAGACUUCCACAGCUAAACACAUGGCUUUUAGACAUGCAGCUUACUUCUGAUGGUGUUGUUAUUUUGGCAGCUGCAAUGAAUACUGAGGUGGGCAAUACAGUUUAUUAUGCUAUUGGUGUGGUAAACCUUCAGGAGUUGAGUGAUGAUGUGGAUUUGGAGUCAGUAAUAAUUCUUGAACAUGUUGAGACUUGGCAGGAUUCUAAUGAAGAUACCAUAUUGGGAUAUCAUCUUCUUGUUGCUGAUGCAGAAGGAGAUGAGGCUAUGGUUUACAACAAAACACAUGUACAUUGCAUUUCAUUGGACGGUAAUUUCCCAUCUGAAAGUGUUGAUUUCAGCCGACUUGGGGAUCGAAUACUUGGUGUUGGUAAAUUCAUUUCAAAUCCACUACUGUUUUCUGCCCAUAGAGGAAUCCUGCUUGUCUCACAUGUUUCUAAUCAACAGAAACUGAGUGUUGGUGACACAGAAGGAAUUCUUGAUAUGGAGGAGACAGUUGGUGACAGUGAUUCUACUCAGAGCAUCUUCACUUCAGCAUUUGUAGCUUUUUGCCAUAAAAAAUCGAAAAGAGCUGAGGAGUUACUAAUAAAAAUAUUUCCAACACAAAUGAAUCAAGAUUUUGGAAUAAAUACAGAAACUGCUAAAACUCUACCUGCUCAAUCAACAGAGCUUGACCAAAUCGUAGCUCAGACCAGCCUGUCUAUUAUUGAUGAUUAUCCCUCAGCAGACCCACGGUGGGCAGAAUCAAAAAAUGCCACACCAGAUCUGGGGUACAAAAGCUCAAAUUUAAUUUUGAAGCAGUUAGAGAAGAAACUGAAUUUGCAUGAGAUGUUCAAUAAAUUUUUAAGAUAUUUCAACCUAACUGAUAAGUUGAAUUCUAUUCCUGUUCGUGAUGUUGUUAUGGAUACAGCUAUGUUCAUGUGUGAAAAUGCUGAAAAGGUUGCUGCCAUGAUUGCUCUUCGAAGUAGUGAGCAAGAUUACAAAUUUUUGGAAGAGAUGUCUCUAUUGCCAACGAUAAUCAAGCGAAUUGUUGACAAACGUGGAGAAGCCAAUCACUCCAUGAACCUCACACAUUUGGACUUGUUUUACCGAGAGGUGUCUGGUGUUCAAGAUAUCUUCACUGAGUGUUUAGAGUAUGAGAACGACAACCUCACUGCUGAUAUGAAUCCCAAACAUAUUGUAAACCUUAUUGUUACAAUGAAUGACCUCAUCCUGUAUGUUUUGCGACAAGCUUUGCAAUACCGUUUAAAUAAACGCAAUUAUUAUGCCCGCUUCUCUGAGACGUUCAUUCAGACGGAGUACAUCCCUUGGACCUGUUCUAUUGGACGAAUGGGCAUGAGAGCUUUACUAAAGAAACAGUGUUCCAUGACACUUGAACAGGGUAUCAUCAAUGCUCAGGAUCACAAUUAUCAAGCAACACUCUUCAAUCAGCUGACCGACUUGGCUGACAUUCUCCUUGAUGGCUACAGUGCUCAGCUGACCUCUUUGGAAGUCUAUGAUAACAAAAGUUCUCGAUAUAAUCAGCUGUGUAAAAUGUAUGACGAGGACAGGGCUACACUUAUCUCAAUGUUAAUGGAACAUAAAGAAUAUGAGAAAGCUGCAUCCUUAGCAGAAAAAUAUUAUGAUUUCACUACAUUAGCCAAAGUGUGUGAUAUUACAGAGGAUGAAGACAGACUACAGAGAUACUGCAAUAUUUUUGCACAUAAAGGUUUCCGUGAGAGUAUGUACCAUUAUUACUUGAGAACUGGUAAAAGAGGCAAGUUGUUGACCAUGCCACUGACUGUUGAACUGAGUCUUGUCUUAAGCAAAUGCAAAUCCCUCAGUUGGCUGAUGGAUAUUGAAUCCCAAGAUUAUUUUUCAGCUUAUGAAACAUUAUUUUCUUUGGCUCUUGAAGAAAAAAAAUUUGUAUCAAGGAAAAAGACUGUAUUGGCCAUGGCAAAACUUUGCUUACUUUCCACUGGGCGUGACAUCAAUGAUCUACUUCCAGCAAUCAACACUGAACAAGAACUGAUUACACAUCAAGAACUCAUUCCUCCUGAAGUAUUGAAUAGCAUGGGAAUGGAUCCUGACAAUAUGCGAGUUCUCCUUCCCCAUGAAAUGAUUGAAUUUUAUAUUCAUGAUGAAAACAUUCAUGCAACAGAAUAUCACUUCAAGAUGGCCUUAGAUUUGUUACCAUUUGUAGCAAAGAAAGAAGCAGAAAUUGAUGUACAGGCUCUUUUCCUUCACAUUUGGUGCAAAGCUGUUUUAAGAAACAAUUGGAGCCAGAGAUUUGAUGAUCCAGUUGAUGACUACAGUCCUAAAUUGUUCUACAAGAUCAUUACUCUGGCUCACAGCCAAUAUGCAGAUAUGAGUGAAAUCUUGCCCAACAAAAAUGUCUUGUUGGCUGCUGAAGAACUUGUCCACUUGCAAUCCGAUGAUAAUUUUGCUUUCCUUAUAGAAACAAUUUAUGAACAAAUAAGCAAUACUAUGUAA